AGGCAAGCCAAUAGGUAUAGGUAUGUGGGGUUCGUCUCUCAAAGAGUUUGAAGCUGUUCCACGAUUCUGGCGGCUUGGCGCCAUUGGCACUUGCAUUCUAUGAAAGCAGCAGAGCAUGGCUUCAGCACUGCUGUCUUCUGCCCCUCUGCAUGCAGCUUCGUUCUUCCAGGUACAAACCGCGACUUCCUCCACUAGGACGUCUCCCGUCCGACAGCUUCCCCCAUCCAAUCGAUUCCUGAUUACCCAACUCCCGCAAAGGGCUCUCAGGACUCUGAGCAGGCCGUCCGUUAGGCAAGGGGUUGUGUGCAUGGCGACCCGGGAGGAGGAGAAGAGGGAGGGACCUCACCGCUUUCUGCGGUUUGCCGCUGGCGCUGGGGCAGCCACUGCAGCGAUCGGUGCGGCAGCGUGGGCCGUUCGCAAGCACGGCGAGGAGAGCUCGCACCACGUGAUUGACGAGGCAAUUGCUGCAGGUGCUCCCCCUUCGGCAGCGGCCGGGGGCCUCGGUGAAGGCGGCAGCCGUGGGUACACUGUGCAGCAUGGAGACACACUCACCAAGAUCGCAGACCGCCUGGGAGCGCCAAUCUCAGUCAUUAUGGAGGCAAACCGGUUGAAGGACGACAGGGUCUACGCCGGUCAACAACUUUGGGUUCCGAAGACGUACACGAUCAGGCCGGGCGACACUCUUUCCAAGAUCGCCCGGGAGUUCUCCACCAGCAUUGACGUGCUAUCCAAGAUGAACGGUAUCAAGGACCCGGACUUCAUCUUUGCAGAUGACGUCCUGCUCCUUCCCUAAGCUGCCUCGGACCUAAGAAGAAACCUUACAAAUAGUCAAACGCCCGGCUCUUCGUGUGUUCGAUCAAGAGCUGUUCAAUUUAUGCUUUUGAUCACAUGGUCAUAAAAUAACUUUGGUCCGACGAAGGCCGGUACGUCAGACGUCACGCCAAAAGGAACGACCCAGAACGUUGGAAAGGGAUCGGCGUACUUUGGUCCAGACACACGGUUCAAACGGUUUCGUGCGUAAGCACACAGUCGUUUAGUACAUAGCUUAGAGUAUGCAUAGAAGCGCUUUAUUCUUGACACAAGCAUAUUGUAGGUUGACCAGGCUGAACCAGGUCAUGGAACGCUUUUUCCAAACAACCCUGCAAUUAUAGCUGUGAUACGGCGUCUAGUUUUCGUCGACUUUCUGUCGUCAGCCGGAUGUCCGAACGGGUAUAAGCAUGUCAGGCCCCGUGAUCCCCCUGCGAGAGGUGACAAGUAUGAACAACAGACGGUGGAUUAGAUUUUUAUCUCUUCCGAGUCAGCGCUUAAGCUUGCGGACUGACUAUAUAUCACAAGUGUACAUGCCGAGGCGCCUAGCAAGC
Messenger RNA from Klebsormidium nitens, 1361 nucleotides. Lineage: Eukaryota; Viridiplantae; Streptophyta; Klebsormidiophyceae; Klebsormidiales; Klebsormidiaceae. The record is from the annotation of a GenBank genome assembly.